AUUUGAGUGGGAAGACAUCAGUUGUGCAAGAGAAGAGUGAUGUACCACAAUGAUCCGAGGACUGGCUGCUUUGAUUCUUCUAAACAUAUCUGCUCUGAUUCAGGCCAGAGAUGAUGCUGAGCAGAUCUCCUGGACUGUGGUCAAACCUGGUGAUAAUGUGACCAUCUUAAGUUGUUCUCUCCCUACAAGAGAAGUUGGGUUAUUUUACUGGUAUAAGCUGAGGUUUGGAUAUUUGGUCCAAACAGUUGCAAUGGGAACUUUUGAGAAUGUAAGAUUUCAGGGACAAUUUAAAGACUCAAGAUUCAGUGCUACAAAAGUGGACACAGUGUUCUCUCUAAACAUUGCAAAUGUGAGGAAAGAAGAUGAAGCAACAUACUACUGUCAAGCAGGAUCAACAUAUGAAAUAUGUUUUAUUAAUGGCACCAUUCUGACUGUAAACGAUCAAAGAAAUCAGAUGUCUGUCCAUGUGAAACAGCAUCCGGCGACACUUUCAGUGGAGUUGGGAGAAUCAGUGACUCUCCAGUGUUCACUUCUAUCUGACAAUAAAGGAAAACCAAUCCAGUGUCCAGGUGAACACAACGUACACUGGUUCAGAGCCGGAUCAGGAGAAAACAGACAAGGAAUCAUUUACACUCACAAGAACACGAGUAUAGAACAAGACAAAAGGAAGUGUGUCUACCGUCUGUCUAAAACCAUAAAGAACUCGUCUGAAUCUGGGACUUACUACUGUGCUGUGGCCACAUGUGGACAGAUCCUGUUUGGUGGAGGAACUGAAAUAAAAACAGAACUCAGACUGUGUCCAGUUUUUGUUGCACUGGGUUUACUGGUGGGCUGCUGUGUCACUGUGAUUAUCGCUCUAAUCCUACGCAGGAAUCACAUUUGUCAACACCGUAAAGUAGGAGAUAUAGCUGCUUCCAAUCCCAUGGGCCUUGAAGACACAACAGUGGACAGUCAUGGACAUUAUACGGGUGAAAAUCAUGCUGCUGCGGUGAACUACGCCACAUUGGAUUUCCCCUCAAGACGAGCAAAAAGAUCGAACAUUACAAGCGAGUUUCCACAGGACUGUGUGUAUUCAGGCUUGAGUGGGUGAAGUGUUUUCCAUCUCCAAGAAACAUGCAAUAUGUAUAUUCUAACAUGUUUUUUUAAACAACUGCAAUAGACACAAUAAACCAAAAACUGGAGCAGAUUUAUUAAUGUGAUUUUUACACAUUCUAUAGUACUAAAAGAAAAAAUAUUGUUCUUUAUGGGUAACUUUUUGAUUAGAAGUUUUUUUUUUAAUUUACAUUGUGUGCUUUAUUUAAACAAAGAUUUUUGUGUUGAUGUUGGAACU
Molecule: messenger RNA, 1330 nt
Organism: Sphaeramia orbicularis (orbiculate cardinalfish)
Lineage: Eukaryota; Metazoa; Chordata; Actinopteri; Kurtiformes; Apogonidae
Exons: 6
Coding region: 50-1090 (346 amino acids)
Biological process (GO): response to bacterium
Source: RefSeq, a predicted model, not a curated record